This is a messenger RNA of Fragaria vesca subsp. vesca, 2229 nucleotides long. Its product is annotated as aldehyde dehydrogenase family 2 member C4-like. The record is from RefSeq and is a predicted model, not a curated record. The coding region runs from base 43 to 1563 and encodes 506 amino acids. NCBI's taxonomy places the organism in Eukaryota, Viridiplantae, Streptophyta, Magnoliopsida, Rosales, Rosaceae. Gene Ontology annotation, molecular function: aldehyde dehydrogenase (NAD+) activity. The transcript has 10 exons.
AGUGAGAGAGAAGCAAGAAACACAGAGAGAAGCAGAGAAGAUAUGGGUGGUGAUAGUAAUGGUAGCUCUGCACCCUGCGAGUCCUCCUUCGUGAAGAUGAUGCCAACCAUAAAGUUCACCAAGCUCUUCAUCAAUGGAGAAUUCGUCGACGCCAUUUCAGGUAAAACAUUCGAGACGAUAGAUCCCAGAACCGGAGAGGUGAUAACCAGAGUUGCAGAGGGAGAUAAGGAAGACGUGGACGUGGCGGUGAAAGCUGCACGCGCCGCCUUCGACCAUGGCCCUUGGCCUCGUAUGCCCGGCGCUGAGAGAGGAAGGAUUAUGUUGAAGUUUGCAGACUUGAUUGAUGAGCACGCAGAAGAACUAGCCAAAUUGGAUACAGUUGAUGCUGGGAAGUUGUUUGGUUUCGGCAAAGCUGUAGACAUACCUCAGGUAGCACACAUGCUACGAUACUAUGCUGGUGCAGCUGAUAAAAUUCAUGGGGAGGUGCUGAAAAUGUCGCGGGAGCUCCAAGGUUAUACAUUGCUCGAACCUAUCGGUGUUGUCGGACACAUUAUUCCCUGGAAUUUCCCCAGCAGCCUGCUGUUUGCUAAGGUUGCCCCUACCUUAGCUGCUGGUUGCACUAUGGUCGUCAAACCGGCUGAGCAAACACCUCUUUCGGCGCUCUAUUAUGCUCAUCUGGCUAAAUUGGCUGGUGUUCCUGAUGGAGUGCUCAAUGUCAUAACUGGAUUCGGAAAGACUGCCGGUGCUGCCGUCACUCAUCAUAUGGACAUUGACAAAGUCAGUUUCACUGGUUCCACAGAAGUAGGUCGUGAAGUGAUGCAGGCGGCAGCAAAGAGCAAUUUAAAAGCAGUUUCACUUGAACUAGGGGGCAAGUCACCCCUUUUGAUAUUUGAUGAUGCUGAUGUCGACAAGGCUGCUGACCUUGCUCUCUUGGGAAUCCUCUACAACAAGGGAGAAAUUUGUGUGGCCAGUUCUCGUGUGUUUGUUCAAGAAGGGAUUUAUGAUGAACUAGUCAAGAAAUUGCAAGUGAAGGCAAAAGAAUGGACUGUUGGGGAUCCUUUUGAUCCUAAAGUUCGUCAAGGACCCCAGGUCGAUAAAAAGCAGUUUGAGAAAAUCUUGACUUACAUUGAGCAUGGGAAAAGAGAAGGAGCAACUUUGUUAACAGGGGGAAAGCCUGUGGGGAACAAGGGAUAUUACAUUGAGCCAACAGUAUUCACUGAUGUCAAGGAUGACAUGCUUAUAGCCAAGGAUGAAAUAUUCGGACCUGUGAUGUCGCUAAUGAAGUUCAAGACUAUUGAGGAAGGAAUAGAGAGAGCUAACAACACCAAGUAUGGCCUAGCUGCAGGCAUUGUAUCCAAGAACAUCGAUGUGAUCAACACUAUGUCAAGAUCAAUCCGUGCAGGCAUUAUAUGGAUCAACUGCUACUUUGCCUUCGACCGCGACUGCCCCUAUGGAGGAUACAAGAUGAGUGGCUUUGGAAGAGACUUUGGUAUGCAGGCCCUCCAUAAGUACCUGCAUACUAAAUCUGUGGUCACUCCCAUUUAUAACUCUCCCUGGCUUUGAAUCCUUUACCAAAAGAAUUAAUGUUAAUAGUCGUAAUUCCAGUGCAGAAUAAAAUUAUUGAGUUGAAGUUCUUUAUUUAUGUGGGAAAUGUCAAAAGGAUUGUAUAUGUACAUCAUCUAUUUGCAUGUACGUGUUUCCUCUCUUUGUUGUUGCAAUAUACAAGUCUCUAUUUGAUCGAAACCUGCAAAUGAUCAUUGUUUGUCAACGAGGCUUGCCAAUUAACCUCCUGAUAGGAAUUUUGGAGCAAAUUUAAAGAAAAGGGUGGAGAAGAGACAUUGGAAGGCAAAAUUCAGAAAUCUGCCUUUGCAGAUCAGCCUACUUCGACAGAGCACUGAGGGCAGCUAAGGAUGAAUCAGAUCAUGAGCCUCAUACCAUUAGAAAGCUACGGAUGUCAAAUUUCCGUAGCAUUUUACGGUUCGUGAAUAGCAUUUUUCUAGAAGAAGUUAUGGCCGAUUUAGUGUCAGAAGGUCAAACUGCGCCUGAAUCUGACCUUUGACGGGAAUUUGUGUUCUGAGGCCCAAAUCACACUAGGAAGCCCAUGGUCGAGUUUGUACUUCAUAUUCCAACUUAUUAUCUCGAUGGGAACUGAUUAUGAAGAAUUAAAUGAGUUGGCGCACUUCCAUUGGUCGAGGGAAACCUAAAUCAAGUAGGAUUGGUUGAAGGAAG